This is a messenger RNA of Perkinsus marinus ATCC 50983, 498 nucleotides long. RefSeq lists its product as hypothetical. Gene Ontology annotation, molecular function: iron-sulfur cluster binding. The record is from RefSeq and is a predicted model, not a curated record. The coding region runs from base 1 to 498 and encodes 165 amino acids. Gene Ontology annotation, cellular component: cytoplasm. Lineage: Eukaryota; Perkinsozoa; Perkinsida; Perkinsidae. The transcript is spliced from 5 exons. Gene Ontology annotation, biological process: iron-sulfur cluster assembly.
AUGUACUGCCAGAGGUUGUACACCUACUACAAGACCAUCUUCCUCAGUGUCAUCACUCGUGAAGCUACUAAUGCUGGAGACUACGAUACCCUUGUCGAACUCAAGUCACUAGGAGAAGUCUUGUCUACUGCAUACUACAAGCAUGAGUUCUUUAUUCAACUAUUGGCCGCUGAUACUACUGAGGAUCUGGAUGACUUCCUUGAACCCGUGCCGGAAACCGUUGGUGGCGGGAAAGAUUCCUGCGAUAACAAGCCACGAGCGUGCAAAAAUUGCAGCUGUGGACGUGCCGAAUUAGAGGUAAAGGUUGGUGCGGAAGAGGCCAAGAAGAGGAUUGAAGAAGCCAAGAAGGGCGAGGUCAAGAGUAACUGUGGAAACUGUUAUCUUGGCGACGCAUUCAGAUGUGGUACCUGUCCGUAUCGUGGGUUACCUGCCUUCAAGCCCGGUGAGAAGAUUCAGAUGGAUCAGUUGAUAUCUGAUAUUGACGCUAAAGUUGAAUAG